CUCACAACUCCGAAUUUCCCUGUUGUGGUCAAGCUGGGACAUGCUCAUGCUGGAAUGGGGAAGGUCAAAGUUGAGAACCAGCACAACUUCCGGGACAUGGCCAGCAUAGUAGCCAUGGCAAAAACCUAUGCCACCACUGAGCCAUUCAUUGACUCCAAGUACGACAUCCGAAUCCAGAAAAUCGGCAGCAACUACAAGGCUUACAUGAGGACAUCCAUCUCUGGCAACUGGAAGGCAAACACAGGUUCUGCAAUGCUAGAACAGAUUGCAAUGACAGAGAGGUACAGACUCUGGGCGGAUGCCUGUGCGGAAAUAUUUGGAGGUCUUGACAUCUGCGCUGUAAAAGCUGUCCACAGCAAAGAUGGAAAAGACUAUAUCAUUGAGGUGAUGGACAGCUCAAUGCCCCUGAUUGGGGAGCAUGUGGAAGAGGAUAGACAGCUGAUAGCCGAUCUGGUUGUUUCCAAAAUGACUCAGCUUGUCAUCACUGCUGGAUCUACACCAUCACCACUGAGGCCUUGG
Merops nubicus (carmine bee-eater) is the source of this 519-nucleotide messenger RNA. Its product is annotated as synapsin-3-like. Gene Ontology annotation, cellular component: synaptic vesicle membrane; synaptic vesicle. The record is from RefSeq and is a predicted model, not a curated record. The transcript has 5 exons. Lineage: Eukaryota; Metazoa; Chordata; Aves; Coraciiformes; Meropidae. Gene Ontology annotation, biological process: neurotransmitter secretion. The annotation marks the transcript as partial.